This is a messenger RNA of Procambarus clarkii (red swamp crayfish), 3093 nucleotides long. RefSeq names its product RAD21 cohesin complex component verthandi (gene vtd). The record is from RefSeq and is a predicted model, not a curated record. Gene Ontology annotation, cellular component: cohesin complex. Gene Ontology annotation, biological process: replication-born double-strand break repair via sister chromatid exchange; sister chromatid cohesion. Gene Ontology annotation, molecular function: chromatin binding; protein binding. NCBI's taxonomy places the organism in Eukaryota, Metazoa, Arthropoda, Malacostraca, Decapoda, Cambaridae.
GUUCAAACCCAGCGCCAAAACUCGGCUAGGACGCCAUCUUUGUGGACGGGUGACCUGCUCCUCUUGGAUGGCCAGAUGUAAACAAUCCCAAUUUAAGCUAGUGGAAGGACCCUCUGCCCCCCCCACGGUGCUGGUGUAGUGGAGGAGAUGAGGAAGCAGGAAGUGUGUGUGGCAGUGGAGAAGAGAAUAGUGUAGUGUAAACUAUAUGUGAGAAGUGAUCCAAUUUUUGCGAGCUCUUAGACCCCUUUGGGAGUCGUGGCGAGUGAUUUUUUUUUUCGUUUUAACCAAGAUUUACUGGACCACUGACGGGAUUUAUCGAUAGCAAGGAAAGAGAUAAAGCAAGAUGUUUUAUGCACAUUUUGUGUUGGCCAAAAAGGGUCCUUUGGCCCGAAUUUGGCUGGCUGCUCAUUGGGAUAAGAAGCUUACUAAAGCCCAUGUCUUUGAGACAAACAUUGAAAAAUCUGUGGAUGGUAUUCUUCAGCCCAAAGUGAAAAUGGCAUUGCGCACAUCUGGACAUCUGCUGCUGGGUGUGGUGCGUAUUUACUCACGGAAAGCCAAAUAUUUGUUAGCUGACUGUAAUGAGGCCUUUGUCAAGAUCAAAAUGGCAUUCAGGCCUGGAAUGGUAGAUCUCCCUGAAGAUAUCAGAGAAGCAGCUGUCAGCGCUAUCACUCUACCUGAAGUAUUUCAUGACUUCGAUACAGCUAUGCCUGAACUUAAUGAUGUGGAUAUACAAGCACAGUUUACUUUGAACCAGUCCAGAGCAGAGGAGAUUACCAUGAGGGAGGACUAUGGUAAUAUUUCACUGGUAACUGGGGAUGAUGGAUUUGGUGAUAUGGGUUUUGAAGAGCCACCAGAUAUAAUGAGGGCUGCCUCUGCCAUGGAUCAAACACUUGACCACCCUAAUCUUAUCUUUGGGGAUAAUACCCCUCUUGACAAAGAGAAGGAACCUAGUGCAUCCAAAGAACAGGACUCGAGAUUAUCAACAGCAAGAGCCGAUACAUCUGCACUGGAUCUAGAGGCACCUAUCAGAGACGAUGGGUUUGGUGGUAAUUUAGGGCAAGAUAUUAUUGCUGGUGGGCUGUUCGAGGGUGGUCUGUUUGAUGACACUCCUAUUGGUGAUGGACCAAGUCUGGAUGAACCAAAAGAGGAAAGACAUGAUGAUUCAGAUGAUGAUGUUGGGGACUUGGAUAGGUUUGGUGGGCCUCCAUCUGUGGGACCACCUAGCUCAGCAGAUGGAUCACGUCCAUCCACCCCUAAACCAGAGGCUCAAGACCCUGUUGAUCAGCCUGAUGCUCCACCAGAAGAAAAUCAGGAGGCUGCACCAUCUGCCGCAAAUGAGGAAACGCUUGCCGGUCAUGAACAGACAACGCUGUUGCAGAAUGAAGAAGAAAGUUUUGCGCUGGCCCCAGUAGAUGCAUCGGCAAUAAAGUCAGGCUGGCCACGUGCUAAAAGGAAGAGGAAGCUAAUUGUGGACGAAGUGAAGAAUAUAUCCGGCGAGGAGAUGAAGGCUCAACUUUCAGACACCACAGACAUUGUAACUACGUUAGAUCUUGCUCCACCAACUAAACGUCUUAUGCACUGGAAGGAAACGGGUGGAGUAGAAAAACUGUUUGCCCUGCCUGGUCGUCCCAUUUAUGCUCGGUCAUUGGCACGCAUGUACCAGAGACAUCUCACUUCUGAACCUGCUCCUAAUGAAGACUUUGGAAUGGCAGGAGACAGGGAAUUGGAGAAUCUCAGCUUGGAAGUGGUUCGUGAAACGGAAGAUCCAGAGGUACCAGGGGUACCCAAGACAAGAGGAAAACAAACCAAGAGAAAGCAGCCUGAACCAGAUCCAGAGGAGGAAGAGGAACUACAGAUCUUGAAUGUGCAAACAAGAAGUCGAGAUGUAAACACCGAAGUAGUAGCACCACAAGCCCCUGAGACCCCAGUACCUCCUCCAGUUGUCGAGGAACCUCAACCAACACCUCAGCCACAACCACCACCACCACCGCCGCCACCCCAGCCUGAGAUUAUUACACUUGAAGAGCAAGCCGAGAUUAUCCCACCACAAACUCCAGUGGUUCACGAUGAGCCAGUUGCAACGAAUCAAGAACCAGCUGGAAACCAAACACCGGUGCAAAAUGCACCCUUCCAAAGCCCAGCCCAACCACAGGUGGAGACUACUGAUGCUAUCCAAACGCCAGCGCACACCACACCAUUCCAGAGUCCCAUGCACGCGGAGAUGGAGAAUCAUGGAUACAUCGAGAAUCAGCCUCCUUUGGAGAACCCUGGGUAUGAUGGGUCACAUCCCCCAGCGAACACUCCAGGCGGCAUGUCUGACGGUGGACCUCGAUCCAAUUAUUCGGAAAGGCCGAACACUCCGACUGUAGUAAUGAGGCAGGAGGAGGAGGAGGAAGAGGAGGAGCAAGCAGAUGAUGAAACUUACGAACAGUUUGAAGAACGUGUAGUGAAUAAGAGAGCUGGCCAGAUGUUCCUAAGUAUUAAGAGAAGGCUAAGAAAUAACAACAUUCUUUUCUCUGAUUUGGUACACCAUAACAAUAGAAAACAGGUGGCUCAAAAAUUUUACACGAUGUUGGUGCUGAAGAAGUUGCAAGCUGUUGAACUCUCGCAAGAAGGCCCCUUCACUGAAAUGUUCAUAAGUAAGGGCACGUUGUUCGAGAAUGCUGCACUUUAAUCACACCCCUAUGGUUCUUAAAAUGAAAUGUAUAUUGUGCCUAAAAGGACCAAGAGGCUAUUGUAAUAUUGUGCCUGGAGAAUUUUAUGAUACGAAAAUUUAAGCACUGUACCUGUUUCUGUGAGAGAAUCCAGUAUAUAGACUGACCCAUGAGAGGAUUGUGGAAUGUGGACAAAUUUAUGGACAAAAAUAUAUUUGAUGCGGGUUUGUUGCAUUUACCAUAUUCUGCAGAUUGAGGUGUUCAAGAUAUGCAUGACCAAAUUUUUUUUUUAAAUUCUGAAUCAUUAGAUAUUUUACUUAUUUUAAUUUCAUUAUAGCUAGUAACAGAAUGAGGUUUAUCUUCAAUUAUAUUUUGCAUAUUAUCAAAUUGUUUCUCCUGAAAUUGAUCUGUUGGUGGUACUGGAAUUGUUGGAACAUAA